AUGGGAGUCACCGACCCGAAGAAACGAAAGCAGAUCCAGGAUCGUCUAGCCCAACGAGCAAGGCGUAAUGCAUCUCUGCUUACAGGCGAAUCAGGAAAGCGGCUCGCCCUCGCUAAGAAGCAGAAUGUGCCGGCCGCCUCGCAACUAGUCCGGAGGAAAGAGCAGAUCAAGCCUGAUGAAAUCGGCAUCCAUCCUGCUUUCAUUUCUGGGUUGAAUAGAGCGGACGACUCCGAGUCCUUGCCGUUGAUGCCUAUUCCGCUCAAUGUCUACUCCGCCCUGUACAAGAAUGGAACGUUCCUGGGCCUUGCCUGCAGCAACUGCGUCCCUUGUCUGUCCGCGCCAGCUGGACCGGACGUUCCAGAGUCGUUGCGACCUACGAGUGUGCAGCUCAUGACCAUUCACCCGCCUUGGAUCGAUCGGUUCCCGUUUCCAAAGAUGAGGGAGAACUUCAUAAUGCUUCUUGGGGUUGUUGAUCCAGAGGAAUUCUUGUGCGAUAUGUUCAACGGCCCGAGCUUUACGUUAGAGGGUGGUGGUGCGAGUUGGGACCCUAAGGUGUGGAGCAUAGAGGAGUCGUUUAGGAACAAGUGGGGGUUCUUGUUUGAUAAGGACUUGUUCGGCGCUUAG
Zasmidium cellare ATCC 36951 is the source of this 624-nucleotide messenger RNA. RefSeq lists its product as uncharacterized. The record is from RefSeq and is a predicted model, not a curated record. Lineage: Eukaryota; Fungi; Ascomycota; Dothideomycetes; Mycosphaerellales; Mycosphaerellaceae. The transcript has 2 exons. The coding region runs from base 1 to 624 and encodes 207 amino acids.